This is a messenger RNA of Tribolium madens (black flour beetle), 3059 nucleotides long. RefSeq names its product aspartyl/asparaginyl beta-hydroxylase. Gene Ontology annotation, biological process: peptidyl-aspartic acid hydroxylation. NCBI's taxonomy places the organism in Eukaryota, Metazoa, Arthropoda, Insecta, Coleoptera, Tenebrionidae. The transcript is spliced from 14 exons. The record is from RefSeq and is a predicted model, not a curated record. Gene Ontology annotation, cellular component: endoplasmic reticulum. Bases 393 to 3023 code for a protein of 876 amino acids. Gene Ontology annotation, molecular function: peptidyl-aspartic acid 3-dioxygenase activity; protein binding.
UUGGUAUAACAAAUUCAAUUGUGUUUAAUAAUUUGCUUAAUUUUUCCGUUUAGUUUGCGUUUUUUUUUUCAUUUUAAAACUCAAUUAAAAUUAUUGAGGUUUUCAAGCAUUUGUUUUAUAGUGUAUAAUUUGAGUUUUUCCCUAUUUAAGUAAAAAAAUAAUGAUUUGCAAUAAAUGUGGGAAAGCCAAUGAAACAUCUCGGGAUAAUUAACUCCAGGUGUAAUCGGAACUUGUCGUGGACUCCCGACGUCGUUUUUGGUUCUAAAUAAAACUCCUCGUACGUUUCCUACCUCUUAUCGCAUGGUGAAAAUACCCUUCCGAAAUAUUUUUCAAUCAAAGAAGAGGUUUUAUGGUGGUGUUGUCUAAAUCUUAAACAAUAACCCGACACCAAAAUGUCGGGCGAUGUUCAACCACGAAAACGCAAAGAUAAAAAGAGAAAGAAAGAAGAAAAUACCGAACAUGUCCCCUUGCAACCACCAUCACCUACUGGUGCACAAAAUGAAGAUCUUAAUAUUCACAUACAUAAAGAAGAUGGAACAGGUGGUGGGAUUUGUGCAAAAAUAAUCUUCUUUCUUCUAUUCUCAGCUCUUGCGGUACUUAUUGGCUUGAUUAUAACCGAACAUCGCGGAUUAACCGACUUAGAUGUUGUGGAAACAGAAUCGAGGUUUUCACACUUAUUCGAAGGCUGGGUUGAUAACAGUUUAAGUCAUGAUGAUGAUCAUGGCGAUGACGACCAUAUUGUAAGCUCCCUAGAAGAGGAAGAUCAUGAGGAGUCACACGAGGAGGAGGAGGAGGAAGAAGAAGAAGAAGAAGCGGAGGAGGAAGAAACUGAAGCAUCAGAAGAAACCACUCAUGCGGAAGAAGAAGAAGAAGAAGAAGAAGAAGAAGACGAAGACGAAGGGGAAGCUUCUGAGGAAACACCCCAAACUGAAGAAGAGGAAGAGGAAGAUGAAAGUGAACUAAAAGACGCCGAUGAGGAAGAUGAGGAGCAGGAUGUUGAAAAAAGCGUAGAAGAAGAAGAAGAAGAAGAGCAGGAGGAUGAAGAUGAGGAAGAAGAGGAAAAGGCUGUGUCUGAAGAAGUCAAAGAGGAAGAAAAAGAAGAGGAGGAAGAAGCUGCUGAAGAGCCUGAAGUCGAAGAAAAAGUCGAAGAAGAGGAAGUUGGAGAUGAGCAAAAUUCUAAAAUGGUUGUAAAGAUUGGCGUCGGCGUGGCUCUUUUGGUAGUAGCCCACGUCGUUCUGGUUAGAAAGUGGAAGUCUGCAAGUCCAAUUGAAACACCCCCAAAAGACGAACUCCCAGAUCUUGCCCGCAGAAACACAAUUGUUGUUCCACCAAAAUACGAAGAAGUAGAGCAAGAUAUUGAAGAAAACAUUGAAGAAGAAUAUUCGGAUGAAGAUGGGGACGUUGAAAGUGAAGAAGAAGAGAAACUGGUGAAAGUCAAAUACCAAGAAUUGCGCACGACUUAUACUAGAUCUUUAACACCAGAAAGCGAACCCGAAUAUCAGAAUAAACCGGAUGAAGAGUACGAAGAUGAGGAAGAGGAAAUCGAAGAUGAAGAAGAAGAUGAGGAAGAAUCUGAAGAAGAUGAUGACGAUUUAUUACAAAGAUUGGAAUCCAAAUACGGAAAAUUGCAGCGUGAAGAAAACGAAGAUGAGCAGUUUUCGUCCUGGAAACGUGUGAACGUCCGCGAAGACAAUGAACCUGAAGAAUCUGAUUCUGAUAAACAAUCAGACUACGAAUACGAAAACAUAACAAGUAAAGACGACUACCAGAUCAAGGAAAAACUCGACGAAGCUCAUAAAAGCAUUCAAAAUAAUACGGCUUAUGCACUUAAGCUUUUUGAUGCCCUCCUCCAAAACUAUUCCUCUUCACCCAGAAGUCUCUACGGAAAAGCCCAAGCUUUGGACGUUUUAGCCGAACAAAAAAGAAGUAAUGAAUUGUUACAAAAGGCAAUUGAUGCUUAUUUGAAAAUUCUGGAACUUAAGGACGUCCCAAAUGUCUUAUUCGAAGCAGCAGCUGAGAGGUGUAUCAACCGGAUGAGAUUUAUCGGUAAUUACAACCGUGCUAUUGAGGUUCAUUACAAGUUAAUUGCUCGGUUUCCGCAAAAAACACACCAUCGGAAUCAAUUAGUGGUCAGUUUAUUGACAAUAAACCGUGUAAACACGGCUCGACAAAUUUUGCAAGAGACACUCUCUAAAAACCCAAAUGAUGGUUUUGCUCUUGUCCAUUACGGAUUUAUUCUUAAAACAGUUGACAACAAUUUGAACGAGUCUAUAAGUUAUUUGGAAAGGGGGAUUUCCACAAGGGCGCCUGGAGUGGUCGAUGGCCGUUUUUACUUUCAUUUGGGGGACGCAUUAGCUCGUGUUGGUCGCACAAAAGACGCUAUGAACGUGUACCAAGAUGGCGUCCGAAACAAUCUCUUCUUAUCUAAGUACCAACGAUCUCUUUAUAACGUUGCACGUCUCAAGGGCCAACCUUGGUGGAAAAAAGAAGAAACUCCCUACUUAAACCUCUUCCAAGCGUUGGAAACCAACUGGAAACAAAUCCGAGCUGAGGGUAUUUCCGUUUUGAACAAAGAUGGCCACUUCCAAGCCGAAUCGGAAAAUUUGAAAGACACGGGCGAUUGGAAACAGUUCGAACUUUUUGCAAGGGGGCACAAAAACAUCAACAAUUGCAAAAAGUGCCCCCUUACUUGCAAAAUCAUCGAAAGUGUCCCUGAUGCUAAAGGGUGUAAAAGGGGGCAAACUAAAUUCAGUGUGAUGCAUCCAGGGACUCACGUGUGGCCUCACUGUGGACCAACAAAUUGUAGGUUGAGAGUACAUUUAGGACUUCAGGUCCCGGCUAAUACUUUUAUCCGGGUUGCUGAGAAAACCAGGAGUUGGAAAGAGGGGGAAGUACUCGUUUUUGACGACAGUUUCGAGCAUGAAGUUUGGCACAAUGGAACUUCACUCCGACUUGUCCUUAUUGUGGAUGUGUGGCACCCGGAGUUGACUCCAGUCGAAAAACGGACUCUCUCACCGAUUUGAUGUAGGUUUUGUAAAAAAAUAAAUGUUUCAGAAAAA